CUCCAGCCUCCUGGCGUGUUGCGGCACCGGCCAACAAAUAGGAAGGCCCCUGCUCCCGCAGCCUCUGCUGUACGCUACCCGCAGUCCCGCACCCAGCGAGCACUGGCCACUAGCAAGGAGCGCUGCAGCCGCUUUUGGCCCGCACCCUGA
Neurospora hispaniola is the source of this 150-nucleotide messenger RNA. RefSeq lists its product as uncharacterized. The transcript has a single exon. The annotation marks the transcript as partial. The record is from RefSeq and is a predicted model, not a curated record. Lineage: Eukaryota; Fungi; Ascomycota; Sordariomycetes; Sordariales; Sordariaceae.